GCAGAAGCCACUGAUUUCCUGUCACCUGGUAUCUGUCAGAGAUCCCAGGCCUGGACCAUCUCACUCACUCGCUGUGUGCUUGAGAAAGUAGCUGUCGAACUGAACUCAGUAGCAAGCAUCCGAAUCCUCCCUUGAGCCCUAAAGCCUUGGAGACUCAGCAGUCUGGAGGGUGAAAUGACGACACCCAGAAAUUCGAUGACUGGGGCUGUCCCAGCAGAUCCCAUGAAAGGUCCUAUUUCCAUGUAUCCUGUCCAAAGACGGAUUCCCAGGAGGGUGCCUUCAAUGGUGGGCCCCACCCAAGGCUUCUUCUUGAGGGAAUCUAAGGCUCUGGGGGCUGUCCAGAUUAUGAAUGGGCUCUUCCACAUUGCCAUAGGCGGCUUCCUGUUGAUCCACACGGAGGUCUACGUACCAAUCUGUGUAAUUCUGUGGUACCCUUUCUGGGGAGGCAUUAUGUUUAUCAUUUCUGGAUCACUCCUGGCAGCUGCGGCGGAGAAAAACUCCAGGGAGAGUUUGGUCAAAGGGAAAAUCAUAAUGAACUCGUUGAGUCUCUUUGCUGCGAUUUCCGGAGUAAUUUUUUUGAUCAUGGACAUAUUUAAUAUCACAAUUUCCCAUUUUUUUAAAAUGAAGACUUUGAAUUUUAUUAAAGUUCCCACGCCAUACAUUAACAUACACGACUGUGAACCAGCUAACCCCACUGACAAAAACUCCCUAUCUAUGAAAUAUUGUGACAGCAUACGAUCUGUGUUCCUGGGCAUUUUUGCAUUGUUGCUGAUCUUUGCCUUAUGCCAGAAACUUGUGACAGCUGGCAUUGUGGAGACUGAAUGGAAAAAAAUGUGCUCCAGACGCAAAGCUAAUAUAGUUCUCCUGUCAGCUGAAGAAAAAAAAGAACAGGCAAUUGAAAUAAAAGAAGAGGUGGUUGAGCAGCCUGAAAUAGCUCCCCAACCAAAGAAUGAAGAAGACAUUGAAAUUAUUCCAGUCCAAGAAGAAGAAGAAGAAACAGAAAUAAACUUCCCAGAACCUCCCGAAGAGCAGGAAUCCUCACCAAUAGAAAAUGAUGGUGCCCCUUAAACUACUUUUCUGUUUUCCGUUUUCCUUUUCUUAAGCAUCAGUGUUCACAGCUUCCAGGAGACAUAGUUACCCCCACUUCUGGAGGUACUCUGCCUGCAUCCUGCACAUCUCUCUCUGGUCUUUACAUGGAGUGACCACAGCUCCCUUCUCCCAUCCUCAUUCAGAGAGUGAAUUAUAUAGGCCAUUGUAGCAGAUCGUGUCAUCGUGUUUCUUGUUUAGGACAGUUUUCUUACAUUAAAAGAAAAGGCUGAAUAAGGGCUGCAGAAUGUGAUUCCUUAUUAGCCUUUUCCCUGGGUAAGGUGUAGUAGUAGUAGCAGUAGUAGCAGUAGUUGCAGUAGUAGCAGCAAUAGUAGGGUUGGUUUUUUAAAUUUUUUUCAUUUUUCCCUCUGCAGUAUGGAGACUCCACACCAGGCGAAAAAAAAAAAAAAGUGUUCCAUGCCAUCCCUAAACUGAUUUAAACUCCUUCCACGUCUACAUUUUUUGUGCAGACUCUUUAGCACCACUGUUUUAAGGAAAGUAAAAAAUAAUAAUAAUAAUAAUAAUGAGGUACAAUAAAGAACCUAUUCCAACUAUGUUUCUAUCGGGCUGGCACUGUGGUCUCCACACCCCAUCAGUGAAGCUCUAAGGAGCCAGUACUCAGCCUUGUCUUUGUACAAAGAGCACUGGUUUUACAUGGACGUGAGAUCACUCUCUGUCUUAACUUCCCCGAACUCCUGCUCUAGUCUCUUGUCUUGCGCUGUCUACCUACCUUCAGCCUUUCAUCAAGAGAAGAAAGAAUGCCACCAUGAGUACCCAAACUGAAUAUGGUCAUCAAGUACUUGUAUUUGUAGAAUAUUUUCCAGUUCAUAAAGUAUUUUAUCAAAUAA
Molecule: messenger RNA, 1934 nt
Organism: Vicugna pacos (alpaca)
Lineage: Eukaryota; Metazoa; Chordata; Mammalia; Artiodactyla; Camelidae
Gene: MS4A1
Product: membrane spanning 4-domains A1
Biological process (GO): cell surface receptor signaling pathway
Cellular component (GO): external side of plasma membrane; plasma membrane
Source: RefSeq, a predicted model, not a curated record